ACUUCGCAUCUGCUCUUGGUGGGGCUCUUGACCGAGUCUCCGUCGCUCCAGCCAUCGUCUCUGCUGCACACAGCAGCAGCACCACCACCACCACCACCACCGUCGCCUGCCCGCCAUGUCGUCGACAACAUCCGCAACGCCCACCCCGUCCCCCACUCCCACCGGCAACAGCAACAAUGGUGGUAACAACGGCCCCACAAGCUCGCCGCUGCUGUUCUUCGUCGCCCUAGGAUUCGGUGUGGUAUUCACUAACCUAUGGAUCAUUGUCGGCGUAAAAUAUUGCUUCAGAUAUAACCAGCGCAAUCGCGCCGCACGUACCCUGGGCGAAAAUGGCGAACCUAUCGACUUGGGACAAAUGCCGAACCCACGGCGGAGACGACGAGAGAAGAAGUUGAUGUCCAUGGAAGAGGUCAAUGAGAGAUUCCCAUUGACCAAGUACAAAGUAUGGCGAUCGUCGCGGGAAGCGCAAGGCUUGCCGACAGAAGGAGGUGUUACUGCGCCACCGAGUCGCGCUGCUAGUAUCACACAAGAGCAUGUCAUAAUCGAGACAUUUGGAAAGCAGUCAACGGAUACUGCACGGCCGCAGACCGCGCUCAGCAUAGCGCGGCAGGAUCACGCGAACGCCGCCACAUCGCCUCCAGCUGCAGCUGCAGCGAAUGUUGACAAGACACCCGAAAAGGUCACCAUUGAACCGAUAGAAAAUGCUCUCACAGCGCCCCAUCGAACCAACUCCAUGGCUACUGAUAUGGACGAGGAUGAUGAUGAUCCGAUCAGAGAGGCAGCCCCCGCAGAAAUGCUGGCUGCACCUGGCGAUACCUGCGCCAUCUGUUUGGACACGCUGGAUGAUGACGACGAUGUACGAGGUUUGGCAUGUGGCCAUGCCUUCCACGGCUCGUGCGUGGAUCCAUGGCUUACCAGCAGAAGAGCCUGUUGUCCCCUUUGCAAAGCAGACUAUUACGUGCCGAAGCCGCGGCCCAGUGGCGAAGAUCUCAACGCUGCAAACGGACGUAGAGGAAGGCAUGCAAUGCCACAGCAGCCGCAAUCCGUAUGGAUCGGAGGCCGAGCGGGCGCCUUCCGACCACGAUUCACAUUCACGGGACCACGCCUCUUCGUCAGCGAUUCAAAUCGUGGGCAGCGACAUCCUACGCCUGCACAAAUGGAACGUGCACGGCGAGAACAGGAGAUCUACCAGAAUCCUGCCGCCGCGCAGCCGUCGAGUAAUCAACGCACCUGGCGAUCGCGCAUACCGAAUAUCCCUCGCUUCGGAAGACGAAAUCAGCAAAUUGGAGAGCAUGGCGCUGCCGAGCAGACUGGCAUCACGGCUGGUCAGCUUGAGGCAGGCAAUCGCUGAGCAUGCGCCACCAACCUUACUUUUCCAUCUUCACCUGUACAUUUACCCACCAAAACCCGGCGGACAUGUCGACCUUCUCGAAGAGGGGCAACCAACUUUUUUGAUCUGAGCGAGCGAACGACCGCCACGAAUAAUGUGAAUGACGACUGUUUUUUGAUUUUGGAAGCGAUAUAUGCACGACAGCAUCACCACUCGAAUUCACUGAUCGCGACUUGAACAUUUCUUGGUAUCAGGUUGCGUACGAGAUCUCUCACGCGCGUGAAUGACCUUGAAAAGUCGAGGACGGCGCCAGGCGAGAAAAGAGUUAACAGCUUCUAUUAGGCAUUUGGGCCAUUUUUUCGCAGGCUCAUUUUGAGAUGGGCGUAAGAGAGGCAGUUUUAUCUCUCUCAGCUAGGUACCAUUGCAUCAUCAUCAUCACCAGCAUUGGCGCGAAAGGGAGAAGGAGUGAUUGAUUCCGUUUUUUUGGGGGGGAGCUAUGUGUAUAUAAUUUGGAGGUAUAUCUUUCAUCUUGGUUACCUACCAGGCUCACUGGAAUGAAUGCCUUCCUUCUUG
Messenger RNA from Pseudocercospora fijiensis CIRAD86, 1903 nucleotides. RefSeq lists its product as uncharacterized. Lineage: Eukaryota; Fungi; Ascomycota; Dothideomycetes; Mycosphaerellales; Mycosphaerellaceae. Gene Ontology annotation, biological process: ubiquitin-dependent protein catabolic process. The coding region runs from base 116 to 1351 and encodes 411 amino acids. The transcript has 2 exons. The record is from RefSeq and is a predicted model, not a curated record. Gene Ontology annotation, molecular function: ubiquitin protein ligase activity. Gene Ontology annotation, cellular component: cytoplasm.